This is a messenger RNA of Argentina anserina (silverweed cinquefoil), 1126 nucleotides long. Its product is annotated as serine carboxypeptidase 1-like. Gene Ontology annotation, molecular function: serine-type carboxypeptidase activity. The record is from RefSeq and is a predicted model, not a curated record. NCBI's taxonomy places the organism in Eukaryota, Viridiplantae, Streptophyta, Magnoliopsida, Rosales, Rosaceae. Gene Ontology annotation, biological process: proteolysis. Gene Ontology annotation, cellular component: vacuole.
AUGUAUUAUACUGGACCAGGAUGCUCAUCUCUUGGAUAUGGAGUCAUGGAAGAACUGGGACCUUUCAGAGUCAAUGGUGAUGGAGUUUCACUAUACAAGAAUGAUUAUUCAUGGUACAAUGAGGCAAAUGUCCUGUUCUUGGAGUCACCAGCAGGAGUUGGGUUCUCAUACUCAAACACAACAUCUGACUACAAAAACGUGGGUGACAACAAAACUGCCUCAGACUCGUACAAAUUUCUUAUAAACUGGCUAGAAAAAUUUCCUGAAUACAAAACCAGAGACUUCUACAUCACCGGAGAGAGUUACGCCGGUCACUACGUACCUCAGCCUGCUUACACAAUCGUAUCUGAAAGGAAUUGCCGUGAGUUGAUUUUGAUCUCGCGUUCAUAUAUGCAGAUUGGGAAUGCCUGGAUUGAUGCCACUACCGGUCACAUGGGUAAAUAUGAUUAUCUGUGGGCACAUGCUUUGAAUUCUGACGAAACCAAUGCAGGAAUCAACAAAUAUUGCGAUUUCGUUACGUUUAAUUACUCAGAUGCAUGUGAAAAGUAUCUGAAUAAAUCACAUGAGGAGGUUGGAAAUAUUGAUUACAAUAUCUACGCUCCUUUUUGCAAUUCAGAAUCAAAACCUGCAGGCAAUACAAUGUUGAUUGUACAUGAUCAUCUGCAGGCAUAUGAAUUUGAUCCAUGCUCUGACAACUAUGUGCAAACCUACCUAAAUCUUCUGGCAGUUCAAGUAGCUCUUCAUGUUAGACCCACACAAUGGUCAGCUUGCGGUGAUGUUGUCUGGACGGACAGCCCAAUAACCGUCCUCCCCAUAAUACAAGAGCUCAUAGCUAAUGGAAUCAGAUUAUGGAUAUAUAGUGGAGAUGUUGAUUCGGUAGUAGCAGUGACAACUACGAGAUACGCCAUAAACACGCUGAAAUCAAAGACUGAGACUCCAUUUCAAGCAUGGUACUCUAGCACCGAUGAGGUUGGUGGAUAUGUGAUUGAGUACGAGGGGUUGGUAUUUGCAACAGUAAGGGGAGCAGGCCAUGAGGUUCCAAGCUACCAACCAGAGCGAUCACUCACCUUGUUCUCAGCUUUCAUUAAUGGAACACCACUUCCUUCAUCUUGAUCGAUCAGGAUAA